AUGGAUCUGGCACAAAUUCUGAUCGAUAAUGGGGUUGAUCUAGACGAAGAGGCAGUUGUUUCUGAGCCACAGAAAGAAAGUGGUGCGAAGAAGAAGAAAUCAUCGAACAAACAAAAGAGUCAGUCUUCACAGGAACCCUCCAAGAAACAACAAACAGUGGCAGUUCAUGCUGUUACUGCUCUUGCUGCUGCCCCAGCUACUGUUCCUACCACCCAAACUCCUACCAGUGUUUAUGCUGGAAAACUACCUUUGUGCAACAAGUGUAACUUCCAUCAUCACGGACCCUGCCGUGAGUUGAGUUGCAACAGGUGUGGGAAGAAGGGUCACACACCUCGAUACUGCAAGGUGCCUGUCCAACCCACCAACCAAACCAUGGGAGCAGGUGCCGGUGAAGCUUGUUAUGGAUGUGGAGAGGUUGGGCAUUUCAAGAGAAAUUGCCCCAAGGCAACGACUGGUGGAAAUACAGGGAGAGUUUUGGCAAUGGGCUAG
Molecule: messenger RNA, 489 nt
Organism: Lactuca sativa (garden lettuce)
Lineage: Eukaryota; Viridiplantae; Streptophyta; Magnoliopsida; Asterales; Asteraceae
Source: RefSeq, a predicted model, not a curated record